Molecule: messenger RNA, 2456 nt
Organism: Trichogramma pretiosum
Lineage: Eukaryota; Metazoa; Arthropoda; Insecta; Hymenoptera; Trichogrammatidae
Gene: Tfb1
Product: general transcription factor IIH subunit 1
Exons: 8
Coding region: 215-1891 (558 amino acids)
Biological process (GO): transcription by RNA polymerase II; nucleotide-excision repair; transcription by RNA polymerase I
Cellular component (GO): transcription factor TFIIH core complex; transcription factor TFIIH holo complex
Source: RefSeq, a predicted model, not a curated record
GCCCGAGUGUACGCCGCCGUUUUAGUUCGGCCUCGCGGACGCGCGAUGGCGCUUGCCGUCGGCGAUGAUGACCGGCCACUGCUGCUGCUGCUACUUUCGACGUUUAUAACACGACGACGACGACGAGCGCAGCGUAGACGACGAGUUGUAUCGCUGCUGCUCGGAUCGCGUCUACCACCUCAACGUCUAAAGCCACCGUGAUUACAUCGCCAAGAUGACGACUUCCUCGGAGGAGAUUCUGAUGCAGGUCGAGAAGGUUAAGUACAAGAAGAGCGAUGGCACGCUCUACGUCAUGAGCGAGAGACUCGCUUGGAUACUCGAUGAGAAGGACACCGUGUCGCUCAGUCACAAUUACGCUGAUAUCAAAACUCAAAAGAUCUCGCCCGAAGGCAAGCCAAAGAUUCAGCUCCAGGUUGUCAUGCACGAUGGAUCGUCCUCGACUUUUCAUUUUGUCAAUCCGGAUGGGCAAGAGGCACAGAUCAGAGACAGAAAUCUCAUCAAGGAACUGCUGCAACAGCUACUGCCUAAAUUUCAGAAGAAAGUCAACAAGGAAUUGGAAGAAAAGAAUAGGUUACUGCAAGAAAAUCCAACUUUGCUACAGCUUUACAAAGAUUUAGUAAUAACAGGCGUUAUAACGUCAGAAGAAUUUUGGGCUCAGCAUGCUACUCAAUAUACAGAAGCAAGUAAAGCACCUCGUCAAGAAAUUGGUGUAAACAGUGCCUUCUUAGCUGAUAUUAAACCACAAACUGAUGGUUGCAAUGGAUUAAAAUAUAAUUUAACGAUAGAUAUUAUUAAUUGUAUAUUCAAAACAUACCCAGCUGUCAAAAAGAAGCAUCAAGAAAAUGUGCCUGCCAAAAUGACAGAAUCCGAGUUUUGGACAAAGUUUUUCCAAUCUCAUUAUUUUCACAGAGAUCGUAUGAACCAAGGGACCAAAGAUAUUUUUACUGAAUGUGCAAAGAUUGAUGAUCAAGAGAUGAAAAAAGAUGUUCAAGCAGGAGUGAACGAUCCUAUGGUAGAUAUUACUGGCUUUGAUGAUAUUAAUAUGGAAGAAAUAUACGUUGAUACAAACAAGCCAGAAAAAUCCACUGGAAACAUAGUUCAUCAAAAUAUGAUUAAACGAUUUAAUCAACAUAGUAUUAUGGUGAUGAAAGCAAAUAUUGCUAAACAAACUGAGAAUGAAAAGCCACAUACUAAUGGUUCUACUUCUCCCAAAAAAGCUAAUAACAAUAAUGCAGAUUCACAUAAUAGUUCUCCCCAGGCUAAGAAACGCCGUAUACAAGAAAAAUUAGUUUAUGAGGAUCUUGAAUCAAAUUUAGAAACUCAGAGGAAUGAAGAACCUUUAGUUUUAGAACAUGUUGAUAGAUAUUUACAUGGGCCGGUGUCAAAUGUGGAAAAUAUUACAGAUAUGGAACACUUAAAAUCUGCAGCAGCAUUUAUGGUGAGAGAAACAGAAAGGUGGUCCAGGGAAAAUUUUUUGCCGAGGCAACCAUCUUCAUCGUUAGUGUACCCUCCUGCUGCUGUGGCAGCUUUAGGAGAGCUGACGCCAGGUGGAUAUCUAAUGAAAGGUUUUCGUGAAGAUAGUCUCAGCCAAAUGAUACCUCAUGAAUUAGAACGAGACCUUGCAAGCGUUUACGUAUGCACUUGUGAAUUAUUGAAGCAUUUUUGGAGAGCUUUCCCAGCCACGACGCCACAGCUCGAAGAAAAAGUCAUCAGAAUGCACACGGCACUGCGAAAUUUUCACAAUGUCAAGCUAAUGCCGUUCGAGGAUCGCCUACAAAGAGAGUACUCGGUUGUGAGCCAGCACUUGACCGCUCACUUGAAUCAACUGCUCAACGCUGCCUACAGAAAGUACAUCGUCUUUCAGAACCGUAAAACUGAAAGAUCGAGAUAACCCACGGCCACUAGCACCGCAGCACCACAGUUUUACGACAUGUAGUGAUAGAUCAAAAAUUUAUUAUUCGUAUAUCAAUUAUGUCGCGAUAAAGCGUCGAUGCUCGAUCGAUGAAAAGCUGAAAACUUUUGUACGGUUUUUUUUAUUGCACAAUUCUACGCUGCAUCGCUCGACUGAAAAGUUACUAUUUUUUUUUUCUCUCUUUAUAAACCGUUUAUUAUUAUUACUUUUUGUUGGAAUGGCGUUGAACGAUUUAGUAAUACUCAAAUUUGCACGAGACGAUAGUUUAUUUUUUCCUGUAAAAUUAAAUUGUUAUUAAUUUAAGAGAAAAAAGAACUUUUAGUCUCGAAACAACGUCGAAAUAUCCAAUCACCGCUCAUCAAGCUGCGAUAUCACAUAUACAUAGUUUUAUUUUCGAAUGAAACGUCUCCACCAUCGCCUCUUUCAAUUCUGCAUCGAGGAAGUAUUUUUUUUUUAACAUAAGCUCUCUCGAAAGCUCGUUAAUUAAAUUUCUCGCAUACACACAUAUUUUUGCAAUCUCAUUUGAAUAAAAAAAUAAAGAGCC